Molecule: messenger RNA, 1014 nt
Organism: Phaeoacremonium minimum UCRPA7
Lineage: Eukaryota; Fungi; Ascomycota; Sordariomycetes; Togniniales; Togniniaceae
Product: putative methyltransferase domain-containing protein
Exons: 4
Coding region: 1-1014 (337 amino acids)
Molecular function (GO): methyltransferase activity
Source: RefSeq, a predicted model, not a curated record
AUGGCAUCAGAAGAUGGCACCAGCUUUAUAGAGCCCGCAUCAGAAGGCUCACUUGACGAUGAAGAGGAGGAUGGCUUCGGAGCAACAUCAGACUAUGACCCGACCAUCGAUGCGGAGUCAAUGAUGUCCAUAUCAACGUCCAUCUACAGACAUUCCUACGAACAUGGCAGACGAUAUCACAUGUAUCGAUACGGUACAUACCCUAUACCAAACGACGAAAAUGAAGGUGACAGGGAAGGACUCAAGCAUGUUAUGCUGAAGGAAUUACUGAAAGGCAAACUAAUACUGGCCCCUAUCACCGAUGAUCCACAGAAGAUUUUUGAUCUCGGUACUGGUUUUGGCGAAUGGGCUAUCGAAGUGGCGGAUUUAUACCCUAGUGCAGAGGUGGUUGGUCUCGAUCUGUCCCCCGUACAACCGCAAUUUGUCCCCCCGAAUUGUCGGUUCAUCGUCGACGACAUAGAAGGGGAAGAAUGGGCUUAUGGGAGGGAUAUAGACUACGCCCACAUUCGCUUCACAGCGCCCAUGUUGAAAGAUGCCUUCGGCGUAGCUCGCACAAUGCUCAGAAAUCUCAAGCCAGGCGGCUGGCUCGAGUGGCAAGAGAUCAACCCGCGCGUGGUGUGCGACGACGGCACCGUGUCGGACGACUACCCGCUGAACAAGUUCUACGAGAUCCUCAAGGGCAUCUGGGACGGCUACGGCUUCGACAUGUUCGUGCCCGAGCGGCUCAAGGCCGAGAUGGAGGCCAUGGGCUACGUCAACGUCCACCAGCGCGUCUUCCACGUGCCCCUGGGCGCCUGGCCGCGCGACAAGCGCCUGCGCCUCGUCGGCAUGUACCUGCGCGAGUGCCUCGUCCAGCUGCUGCCCGCCAUGGGCGCCAAGCCCUUCCGCGAGGCCGGCGUGCCCCACGAGGAGGCCGAGCGGCUGUUCGCCGACAUCAGGGCCGCCUUCAUGGACCGCCGCAUCCAUGCGCGGCUGCAGUUCUACUUCGUAUAUGGCCAAAAACCAAUCAUAUGA